AUGGAGUUUGGCCAAAAGGGUGUAUUGAAUGAAGAUGGCAUCCAUGUCGACAUGGACCGCCUCAAGAAAGGAGAGGUGAACUUGGGAACGUCGAUCAUGGCUGUCACUUUCAAAGAUGGUGUUAUCCUGGGCGCCGAUUCUCGAACCACAACCGGAGCCUACAUCGCAAACCGAGUCACCGACAAACUGACCAGAGUACACGAUACCAUCUGGUGUUGUCGAUCUGGCUCAGCAGCCGACACACAGGCCGUCGCCGACAUUGUACAGUACCAGCUUGGUUUGUUUGCCAUGCAUAGCGGCAAGCCCCCCAUGACACAAACAGCGGCAUCCAUCUUCCAAGAGAUUUGCUACGCCAACAAGGACCGUUUAUCGGCCGGCUUGAUUAUUGCCGGUUGGGACGAGCGAUUCGGCGGCCAGGUCUACUCGAUUCCGCUGGGCGGUUCGCUGCACAAGCAAGCAUAUGCAAUUGGUGGCUCUGGUUCCACAUACAUCUACGGUUACUGCGACGCCAAUUGGAAGGAGGGCAUGGAGAAGGAGGAUGCUGUGAAUUUCGUCAAGGGAGCGUUGAGAGAGGCCAUCAAGUGGGAUGGCAGCUCGGGUGGUGUCAUUCGCAUGGUGGUGUUGACUAAGGAGGGAGCUGACCGACACUUGUACCUACCCGAUACUGAUUACAAGGUUCGACAUGAUUAG
This is a messenger RNA of Pochonia chlamydosporia 170, 690 nucleotides long. RefSeq names its product proteasome component PRE3 precursor. Lineage: Eukaryota; Fungi; Ascomycota; Sordariomycetes; Hypocreales; Clavicipitaceae. Bases 1 to 690 code for a protein of 229 amino acids. Gene Ontology annotation, cellular component: proteasome core complex. Gene Ontology annotation, molecular function: threonine-type endopeptidase activity. The transcript has 6 exons. The record is from RefSeq and is a predicted model, not a curated record.